Molecule: messenger RNA, 1393 nt
Organism: Arabidopsis lyrata subsp. lyrata
Lineage: Eukaryota; Viridiplantae; Streptophyta; Magnoliopsida; Brassicales; Brassicaceae
Exons: 3
Coding region: 319-807 (162 amino acids)
Source: RefSeq, a predicted model, not a curated record
UUUAAGUUGAUUAAAUCUUGUAUAAAACAAUUUUAACACUAGUUAAUUCUUUUGAAAGAUUUGGUGUUUCAUUGACCACAAGCAGUGGAGAUAAGUGUGAAGGCAGAUCCGCAGAUGCAGUAACAAAUCAACUUGCAGUACAUAAAUGGUAUACAAUGGUCAGAUUAAGUACUCUGAUUUAAUACCAUUAAUCUAAAUACCUUAAAGAAAAACAAAUUGUAUCUUAGAAAGAAAAUAUCUUCUACAGUCAGUGUCUUUAUAAACAGGUCUUUGGUUCUAACCAAAGUACUUUGAAACAGUAACUAAUAACACAAAGCCAUGUUGGAUCCUCUUUCUUCUUCUUCUCAAAUGACUUGCGUUCUAAGGCUUGAUACUCAGACUAGUGGAUGGGACAAAUCUAUGCAUAAGCUUUUUAAAGGCAUUCAUGAUGUAACAUACACAAUCGACGCGACGAGAGGAUUAGCCUAUCUCUCCGGCAAAAUUAGCCCUGAGAUUAUUCUGAGGAUUCGUAAAGCUAAGAAACAUGCUCAAUUAAUCCACAUGGAUUAUGGUCACGUUACUCCUCCUCCUCACGCCAAUUCUCUAAAUCUGCCGCCACCGUGGCCACAAUUAUCGCCGAUGUAUCAAUCGCCGUCGGCGCCACCGUAUAUGAACUACCAACAAUUUCCGUUUACCGAACAACAGCCUCCUGUGACGUAUCCGUAUUAUUAUUAUCCUUAUUACGUACCGGAAAUGUUGUAUUCUCCGCCGCCGCAGAUACCGACGCGAGACGGAGUUACCGGCGAGCCACAGUGUCGGAUUCUUUGAAAGUUUUUCCACAGUUCCGGCGCAGCGUCGGAGUAUUACAAUUGGUUUGGUUAAGUGAUUUUUGUAAGCUUGGCCAAACUUUUUCUUUGUUUCUUUUCUGGUUUUUUUUUUUUUUUUUAAUUAUUAAUUUUUGUCAGUAAUAAAGUUUAAUCACAUCUCAAUUAGCCCCAUUAUUUUAAUGAUAUACUGCGAUCGUGAAUCGUUGAUUGUAUUUUAAGUUAAAGAAUUGAAAUUUUCAAUUAGUAUAUCUUAACUAAAAGGUCAACCGGUCUAUGAAUAUGAGGAAUUAAAAAUUUAUCUUAUUUUUGUUCAAAUUAAAUUUACGUCACUAUUUUUCUUGGUAACAAUGUUUCUUUGACAAAACUUGUUGCAAAUUUGUUAUAUAAAACAAACUGAAAGAGUAAAUAAGUGGGGAUGUAGCUCAGAUGGUAGAGCGCUCGCUUAGCAUGCGAGAGGUACGGGGAUCGAUACCCCGCAUCUCCAUUCUUUAUUUUCGUUUUCCAUUUGAUCUGAAUGUCCAUAUUACCAGAAGAAACACGUCAGAGAAGUCUCUUUUUUGUUUAUCCCUCGACAGUGUAUUUAUUUU